AUGACCGCUGUCCCCGGGGCCUUCCGCACCUCCCGUCCUCUUACCGGGGAUCACCCAGCCCUGCUCCACGAGCACCUGGCCGAGAGGUGUUGGGGCCCUGCCCGCGGCAGGCCGGCCUGUCCCCUGCGGUGCCGGGGUGGCAGCGGGACCGGGACAAAACUUUUUUGCUGGACAUUUGAGAAAAAUCACAGGGAUUUCCUGAUGCAGAGCAGGCGCCCCUGGUCGCCUCCCCUGGCCUUUUCUUUUUGGAUGGAACAAGAAGAUAAUCAGGGUGUGUGUGAGCAUCAGGACUCAGAAAUUCACGGAAUGGGCUCUGAUUUUGAGAAUUCUGAGGACAGGGAAGGAGACCCAGAAGAAAUAAGCAUGGACUCUAAUGCAUGGGAUUCCAAGGAGAGAGACCACCUACAGCCAGAGAUGGCCUCAAACCUACUGCAGGAAGCUCUGGAGGAAGAACUAGUGCCUGACAACUGGACAGGGAGGCGCCAGCGGGAAGAGCGCCUAGGGGCCCCGAGGACGCCUCCGGGACCGUGGAGGCCCGCCCGCCCGCCCCGGAGCCCGGGGGCGGAGGAGGAGGAGGAGGAGGCCCGGCCACCGCCCGUACUCCCCUGGCGGCGCCAGCUGUCCAGUCGGCUGCGGGGCGACCGGCCGGGCCCGCGCCGCUUCCAGCGGCCGCAGCUGCCGCCGGCCGUGGUGGACCUCGGGGAGCUGGACGGCCUGGUAGCCGGCAUCCUGGACGCCCCCACCAUCUGCCCGGACUGCGGGGAGAGCUUCAGCCCGGGCGCGGCCUUCGCGCAGCACGAGCGCACGCACCAGCUUGCCGAGGCGGCGGCGGCGGCGGCGGCGGCGGAGGAGGAGGAGGGGGAGGCCGGCCUGGGGCGCUUCAGCCUGGCGGGGGAGUGCGGCGCGGCGGUGGGCGUGACCAGUGUGGCGGUGGGCGCGGCGCUGGGCGUGGCCGGUGCCGCGCUGGUGGGCGUGGCCGGCAGUGUGGCGCCAGCGGCGCCGGCGCGCGCGCGACCCCCACGGGAGAAGCCCUUCCACUGUGGUGAGUGUGGCAAGGGCUUCAGCCGCAACACCUACCUGGCCAACCACCUGCGCCUGCACGCGGGCGAGCGGCCCAACCUGUGCACCGACUGCGGCAAGAGCUUCAGCUGGCGCGCCGACCUGCUCAAGCACCGGCGGCUGCACACCGGCGAGAAGCCCUACCCGUGCCCGGAGUGCGGCCAGGCCUUCAGCCUCAGCUCGCACCUGCUGAGCCACCGGCGGGCGCACGCGGCGGGCGCGGGCACGGCGGGAGCGGGCGCGGGCACGGCGGCCGCGCGGCCCUUCGCUUGCGGCGAGUGUGGCAAGGGCUUCGCGCGCCGCUCGCACCUGGCCAACCACCAGCGCGUGCACACGGGCGAGAAGCCACACGGCUGCGGCGAGUGCGGCAAGCGCUUCAGCUGGCGCUCGGACCUAGUGAAGCACCAGCGCGUGCACACAGGCGAGAAGCCCUACCUGUGCUCCGAGUGCGGCGAGGCCUUCAGCGUCAGCUCACACCUCUUCACGCACAAGCGCACGCACUCGGGCGAGCGCCCCUACACAUGCGGCGAGUGCGGCAAGGCCUUCGGCCGCAACUCGCACCUGGUCAACCACCUGCGUGUGCACACCGGCGAGAAGCCCUUCGGCUGCGGCCAGUGCCCCAAGCGCUUCGGCGACUUCUCCACGCUCACGCAGCACCAGCGCACGCACACGGGCGAGAAGCCCUACGCCUGCGCCGAGUGCGGCAAGAGCUUCAUCCAGAGCUCGCACCUCAUCCGCCACCGCCGCAUCCACACCGGGCACCGGCCGCACCGCUGCGCCGCCUGCGGCAAGGCCUUCCGCUACAAGACACACCUGGCGCAGCACCACAAGCUGCACCUGUGCUAGGU
Messenger RNA from Dipodomys spectabilis (banner-tailed kangaroo rat), 1907 nucleotides. RefSeq names its product zinc finger protein 697 (gene Znf697). The transcript has 5 exons. Lineage: Eukaryota; Metazoa; Chordata; Mammalia; Rodentia; Heteromyidae. Gene Ontology annotation, molecular function: DNA-binding transcription repressor activity, RNA polymerase II-specific. Gene Ontology annotation, biological process: negative regulation of transcription by RNA polymerase II. The record is from RefSeq and is a predicted model, not a curated record. Bases 1 to 1905 code for a protein of 634 amino acids.